Messenger RNA from Daucus carota subsp. sativus, 1838 nucleotides. RefSeq lists its product as uncharacterized. The record is from RefSeq and is a predicted model, not a curated record. Lineage: Eukaryota; Viridiplantae; Streptophyta; Magnoliopsida; Apiales; Apiaceae. The transcript has 12 exons. Gene Ontology annotation, cellular component: CCR4-NOT complex. The coding region runs from base 121 to 1422 and encodes 433 amino acids.
UUUUGUAUCUGGCCCACCGCCCACGCGGCGGGAGAUACACUAUACACAUAUAAACACACGGCAGCAUACAUACACACACAUCCUGAGUGCAGAAGCGAGCAGCAAAAUCAGUGAAGAAAAAUGAUUUCGUUUCAACAAUCCAAACUUCUUUACUCUCUGCUCAAUUCCGGCGAACACCGGCCGUUCCACGAAAUUGUCGCGGAUUUCUUCUCUAGUUUUCAGACGUCUGUCCACUUCAGACUCUGCUCUUCGCUGGUUAUCCUCCUAGAGGAUAAGAAAAUGCUCAGAUCUUCCCAGCGUUUGGUUGCAUUCGCUAUACUAUAUCAGGCUUAUUCCUCCCAGAAGACUUCAUCAAACCCUUUCAUUUCUUUGCUAGUAGAUGCAGCAGGUGAUCAUGAUGCGGAGAAAUUCGAGAGGGCAUUUAUAAUUCUGUUAUUAGAGUCAUCUAGCUCUCCAAGUAAUAAAGAGGUUCUAAAGCAAUCUGCAGUGGACUACAUAAGAAGUUUUGAUAGUGCUUUACAUCCUUUCCCACAACAUGAUCAGUUGCAGCAGCAAUUUUGUGAAAAUAUUCACCCAGAACAAUAUCAUUGCUUAUUCAAAGACACUUCUGUUAAAAAUGUGGUGGCAGACCUUGAUAUACCCAGUGGUUGUGAUGUUGAAUCAUCUGAGUUUGAUCUACAGCCUGGAGCCAAGCCCAAAAUUGGAGCUGGGGAUAGAGAUGAGACAGUUACCGAGUUAGUAGAAAAAUUGUCAUUGCAAGGAUUAGGUCCUCAGUGGAUUAGGCCUCAUCCACCGAGGCUCCCAGUACAGUAUGAUGAACUUGUUUGGCUUAACCCCGAGAAUCAUCAUGAGCUGCUAUGGGACAACGGGAUGUGUGCGGAUACCAGUAAAGGGGCAGCUGUUAGGGAUUUAAUAGCAAAAGCUUUGAAGGGGCCACUUGCCCCUGCUCAACAAGAGCGGGUUCUCUUUGAGUUGGGUAACGAUCCAAAGCUUGUAUAUCACUCUGGAUUGACACCAAAAAAGUUGCCGGAAUUGGUGGAGAAUAAUCCUUUAAUCGCGGUUGAAGUUCUCAUUAAGCUGAUACAUUCAGCUGAAAUAGCCGAGUACUUAGUAGUUCUUGUCAGCAUGGACAUGAGCCUUCAUUCAAUGGAAGUUGUCAACAGACUUACUACGGCUGUUGAACUCCCAACUGAAUUUGUACACAUGUACAUAAAUAAUUGCAUAAAAUCCUGUGAGAACAUCAAGGACAAGUACAUGCAGAACAGACUUGUCAGGCUUGUAUGUGUUUUCUUGCAGAGCCUCAUACGCAAUAAAAUAAUUAAUGUUCAAGACUGUUUUAUAGAGGUACAAGCCUUUUGUAUUGAGUUCUCGAGGAUAAGGGAGGCAGCUGGCUUGUUCAGGCUUCUUAAAAGCUUGGAAUGACUGAAAAUCUAUUUUAUGUCGUCCCCUUUUCGUGAUGUAUAGUGUGGUGUUUCUGACGGCCUCUAGUUACAUUCCAAAUCUCAAAUUGAUAUCUGUGUAGCGUAGAAAUUUCAUUCUGUAUUUCUUGAAAUAUUUGGUCAUCCAUGUAAACAAUAAGAUGGUGACUUGAACAUAACUCAGUAUAUUUGGCAGGUGUCAUAGGAGGUAAGGGUAGUGAUCUAGAUAUACCUUACCAAAGAACGCAUUCUGAACAUUGCCAAGCAACAACAGAAUCUCAAUGAGAAAGCUGCUCAUGUUUUGCAAUUUUGGUGGUUUUUCAUAAAGUUAAGAUGUGGACACAUCACAGGUACUGAUCCUUCAUCUCUGUAAUAUGCUUUUUGGCAGGUGUCUCAUGUGAUGUUUUUUGUUCUCUCUGA